Molecule: messenger RNA, 1356 nt
Organism: Chrysochloris asiatica (Cape golden mole)
Lineage: Eukaryota; Metazoa; Chordata; Mammalia; Afrosoricida; Chrysochloridae
Gene: TEX55
Product: chromosome unknown open reading frame, human C3orf30
Exons: 4
Coding region: 1-1356 (451 amino acids)
Cellular component (GO): nucleus
Source: RefSeq, a predicted model, not a curated record
AUGGAAAAGUCCCCAGAAAAUGUUUCAAACAGCUCCUUGGAGUAUGAAAAUAUAGGCAAGCCCACUGCUGAUCUUACUGACUACCAGGAAGAAAGCAAUGGGACAAAUCAAGCUGAAGGGGAGACCGUUUUCCAGACUAGUUAUGAAAAAGCUAACCAGGCUGAAGGAAGAACUUCUGAACAGACUGGGCCCACAGUAUCUGUUCAGGCUGACCACAGAGCAUCAAACCUUUCUGAUACUGAUGACCAUAGAGCAUCUGAUAUGCCUGAGGAAAGAAUGUUUGACCACAAAGCAUCUAGACAAGCUGGUAAACUAGAGAAUAAACAGGAUUGGAAGAUAUCCGUCCAGGCUGACCUAAGAGUUUCUGAACAGACUGACAGAAGACUGUCCAGUUUAGCUGAUCGAAGAACUUCUGAACAGACUGACCACAGAUUUUCCAGCCAGGUUGGGCAAAGAACUUUUGAACAGAUUGAUCGCAGAUCCAUCCCAACUGACAGAAGAAAUUCUGAACCGAUUGACCGCAGAUUGUCUGCUGCUAUGGCUAAUAAAAGGAUUUCUGAAAAGACUGACCACAGAUUGUCUGAAUCAGUUAACCGAAAAACAUCUGCACAGAUUCACCAAGCCACUGAACCAGCGAAACACAUAGAUGACAACAAUGUUUUUGACCAUUUUGAGAAGAAAGUAGAUGAUCAGGAUGACCAUUUAGUAAACAAACAGGAUGGCCACACUGAAGACAAUCUAAAUGAUUAUAGAGCAUCUGGCCAAUGUAACUACAAAAUAUAUUCCCUGUUUAAGGAUACCGAGAAGGAAGAAGGGGCUAACUACAGAGUACAACCUUGCAAAUUGAAUGACAGCCAAAAGGACCUCCGUAAUUCCAAAGCUGCAAUGGAAACUGAAACUAAUAGUAUAACCUUUCUUGAGAACUACAAACCAUUUGAUUCCAAAUUAAAUAAUAAUUUACAAUCAUCAGACGAAGCACUUUUUCAAGUAUUGCCUUCCAUCUCAUCCCAAUUGGACUAUCUUCACAAUCAAGAAAUCAAUCCUGAUUAUAUGUCACAGUUUGAGCAAGAAAAGGAUUUUCAAGAAAAUGAGCAAACCUAUAGGAAGAAGUUUCCUUCUGUUGUGUAUAAUGAUCCUUAUCAACUUGCACUCCGAUACAUGGAAAAGCACAACAUUCUGCAAAUAUUCCAGAUCACUGAAAACUUAGUCUAUGAAAGGCCAGAGGACCCCCUGCGUUUUAUGUUGUGCCAGGAAGGCUGCCUCUCUUUUGUCCCUUUAGCUCUAAGAUUAGUUCAGCUACUACUAGCUUUGGAUUAUUGUACUAGCCCCUCUAACUUUCUCAUGCCUACUUUUUAA